GACGCGCGUCGACACCAAAUCCGCUAGAUUACUGAGCCGUCCCUCAGCAAAAGGAAAGGGAACUGUUUUUACCGUUUUUAAGGACUGUUGUUUUACGGACCAACUAUGCCCGUAUUUAGCCUCGAGGGGUCCAAUGCUUUAUCCGGUGGAAUACAACUCUUUGGAAGAAUCCCUUAUUGAUCUUUUUCAUCUUUUUUGUGGUUGAGAGAAGAGCCCCACAGGGUUGUCGGGCCAGUGGGUCGCUAAGAGUUGGAACAACGACGGUCUUCCCUUUAGUAGUUUGCAUUAAAAGAAACUUGUUUGGGUGGAUUUUAGAUGUCAGGACGAGUCAAAUCUUUAGCCUAAAUGCUCGAACCAAGGAUUAAUAAUGACUCAUGAUUUGGGAAAUGAGUGUUCUUUGAACUGGCCAGUUCAUUGUCAUAAGCUAGGCUAAGCUUUGAUCCUAACUAUUAUGAAAGCUACAUUCUUGUUCAAACGGAUACAUUAUUUAUAACUAUGCCACGGGACAUGUGUUACUCAACGGACUCAAAGUAAUUCAUGCAUUAUAAUUCAGUAGUACUGUUUUUUUGGCUUUUCAGACAUUAAUUCCACCUUGAACUUAACAAUUGACUGACCCGGUACUCAGCAUGUCAUUUUUUAAUUUCCGUAAAAUAUUUAAAUUGGGAGCUGAAAAGAAGAAGAAGCAGUAUGAACACGUCCACAGAGAUGAAAAUCCUGAGGAAAUAUGGGACAUCAUAGGUGAACUGGGAGAUGGAGCCUUUGGAAAAGUGUACAAGGCACAGAACAAACAGACAGGAGUCCUUGCUGCGGCCAAAGUCAUUGACACAAAGAAUGAGGAGGAGCUGGAGGACUACAUGGUGGAGAUUGACAUCCUGGCCUCCUGCGACCACCAGAACAUUGUGAAAUUGCUUGAUGCUUUUUACUAUGAGAGCAAACUCUGGAUCCUCAUUGAGUUCUGUGCAGGAGGGGCCGUGGAUGCUGUCAUGCUAGAGCUGGAGAGACCCCUCACGGAGCCCCAGAUCAGGGUGGUGUGUCGGCAGACUCUGCAGGCCCUCCUCUACCUCCACGACAACAAGAUCAUUCACAGAGACUUGAAAGCCGGCAACAUCCUCCUCACCCUGGAUGGUGAUGUCAAGCUGGCUGACUUCGGUGUGUCUGCCAAAAACACCAAAACGCUACAGAGAAGAGAUUCUUUCAUUGGAACGCCUUACUGGAUGGCUCCAGAAGUGGUGAUGUGUGAGACAUCCAAAGACCGUCCAUACGACUACAAGGCCGAUAUCUGGUCCCUUGGGGUGACCUUGAUUGAGCUGGCGCAGAUAGAACCACCCAAUCAUGAGAUGAACCCUAUGAGAGUCCUGCUGAAAAUAGCCAAGUCGGACCCUCCCACCCUUAUGCAGCCAUCGCGCUGGUCCCCAGAAUUCAGCGAUUUUCUCAGGAGGUGUCUGGAUAAAAAUGUGGACAACAGAUGGAGCACGGCUCAGCUUCUACAGCAUUCAUUUGUGGCCAGUGUGGAAGACAACAAGCCACUGAGGGAGCUGAUAGCUGAGGCGAAGGCUGAGGUCACCGAGGAGAUUGAAGAGCACAAGGAGGAAGAGGAGGAGGAUGAGACAGAGGCACAGCUGGGCCACAAACGUGCCCCAUCUGAUGUCAGCGUGGCCAGCUCUGAUGAUGAGAAGGUCCCCCUGUCUCCCUCCGUCUUGGAGGCAGUGCCUGAGAAGGCUGAGCCAGUACUGCCUACACCCACACCCGCUGAAUUCCCUGUGGCCAACCACGUUGUGGACAUUGGCUUUGUAGAGGAGCCAGCUGCUCCUGCAAAUGUGGAGCAGACAGAAGAGACCCCAAGCACUCCAGCUGAGGAUUCAGAAAUAGAAAAGAAAUCGGAGGAAGAGGUGCCUCCAGAAGCAGAAGCAGAAGUAGAUGUUGUCUCGCCAGAACCAGAGACUGAAUCAGAAACACCUGUCAAGGAAAUGGAACAGUUGGAGAUAGGCGUUGAGGACGAGAAGGAGGUGGACACAGCUGAAGUCCCAGCCAAUCCAGAGGCCACCAGUCAGAGUUCAGAGGUCACUGAAGCUCCUCAGGAAGAAAAGAUGGAUGUCACAGAAGAAUCCAACGAAGUGGCCGAGGAGAGAGAACAAGAGGACCCUUACAAACAUCUAAAGGUGACUUUGACGCUACCAGGGGAAGACAAACCUAUCCCAAAAGAAAAAGAGGAGGACAGAGAAGAGCAGAGAGAAAAGGAUAAAACUGCCUCUGAAGAUGAAAAAACUAUUCCAGAUAAGGCUAAGGACGAUAAAGAGAGAGAUUCAGACUCAGGAAGUGGCUCUGCCGCAGAUAACAGCAGCAUAGACCUGAACCUCUCUAUCUCAAGCUUCUUGACCAAAACAAAAGAGCCAGGAUCUGUUUCCAUACAGGACACCAAGCGUCAGAAGAAGACGUUGAAAAAGACCCGUAAAUUCAUCGUGGACGGAGUGGAAGUCAGCGUCACUACAUCAAAGAUCAUCACAGACAAUGACACAAAGAACGAGGAGAUGAGAUUCUUGAGGCGCCAGGAGCUUAGGGAGCUGCGUCUCCUGCAGAAGGAGGAGCAGAGGGCCCAGCAGCAGCUCAGUAACAAGCUGCAGCAGCAAAAAGAACAGAUCUACCGGCGCUUUGAACAGGAAACCACGAGUAAGAAGCGUCAGUACGACCAGGAGGUGGAGAAUCUGGAGCGUCAGCAGAAGCAGACCAUCGAGAGGCUGGAGCAGGAGCACACCAAUCGACUCAGGGACGAGGCCAAGCGCAUCAAAGCCGAGCAGGACAAGGAGCUGUCCAAGUACCAGAACAUGCUCAAGAACCGCAAGAAGGAGGAGCAGGAGUUUCUUCAGAAGCAGCAGCAGGAUCUGGACAGUGCACUGAAGAAAAUCAUCCAGCAACACAAACAUGAGCUGGCCACCAUCGAGAGAGACUGCCUCAACCACAAGCAGCAGCUUCUCAGAGCAAGGGAGGCAGCCAUGUGGGAGCUAGAAGAGCGCCAUCUGCAGGAGAAGCACCAGUUGUUCAAACAGCAGCUCAAGGACCAGUACUUCAUGCAAAGACAUCAGCUGCUGAAGAGACACGAGAAGGAGAUGGAGCAGAUGCAGCGCUACAACCAGCGUCUGAUCGAGGAGAUGAAGAACAAGCAGACGCAGGAGAGAGCCAGGCUGCCAAAGAUACAGCGCAGCGAGGCCAAGACCCGCAUGGCCAUGUUCAAGAAGAGCCUUCGCAUCACCGGAGCCGCCAUCACGCCUGAGCAGGAGAGGGAGAAGGUCAAACAGUUUGCAGCUCAGGAGGAGAAGAGGCAGAAGAAUGAGAGGCUCCACCAGCACCAGAAACAUGAGAACCAGAUGAGAGACCUGCAACUGCAGUGUGACACCAACAUCAGGGAGCUGCAGCAGUUGCAGAAUGAGAAGUGCCACCUGCUGAUCGAACACGAGACCCAGAAGCUGAAGGAGCUGGACGAGGAGCACAGCGUGGAGCUGAAGGAGUGGAGGGAGAAGUUACGACCCAGGAAGAAGGCUCUGGAGGAAGAGUUUGCCAGGAAGUUACAGGAGCAGGAGGUGUUCUUUAAGAUGAGCGGAGAGUCGGAGUGCCUUAACCCCUCCACCCAGAGCCGCAUCUCCAAGUUCUACCCGAUCCCCAGCGUCCACUCCACAGGUUUCUAGGAGAAACCUGCACACACAUACACACACACAAACACACCACCACAUACACUUGAGUGUUACGCUACGCACUCGUGGUGAGGAAGACACAUAACACUCCGACACACAUACACUUAAGAAGAGACUAAAGACUGAGCCCGUGCUGCCUUGCCCCGCCCCCUCUGGCAGCGAUCAGAGGAUGUCGGGGGGUUUGUUCUCUGUGUCUGGACUACAGCGUUCGCACCCCAGUCUGCAGCUCCGACAGAGGGACACCUCCGGAGUUCACACUGGGGCCAAGUUCUCCUGUUGUGCUGAGUUUUCUUUUGCUCAUUUUGCCAGUUUCUUCCGUUACCAGUCAUUUUACCAUAACACUCAGUUUUUGAAAUGAUGUCAGUGAUGAUGAAGUUAUGAUGGAGGCUGAUAAUGUUUUCAAAUGACGUAUUUCGACGCCGCGGUCGACACCUCAGAACCACUAAAGUGAAGUAGCUGUCUUCCCGACUUUUUCUUUUUUUUUUUUUUUUUGUGAUUGAAUUCUUUAUGAAGAAUCCAGUGCCUGUAGAGUUUGAUGUUACUGGCUUUUUAAGCGGUUUCUGAUCAUUAUUUGCUGCUCGAUUUUUCUCCAACUCAGAAAUUUGCACUAAGAAAAAGGAUAGCAUUUUUAUACCACUUAAUCGCAAUGUUAUGAAUUUAUUUGGUUUCGGAUCUAUGAUCAGCCUCGAGAAUGGUAACCUUAUCAUUUAUAAUUGAGUAUGAAAUAGAAUGUACCUCUGAUAAAAUAGAAAGAGCACAUUUUUACUACAACUCCUGAUGUAGGCAUGGUGAUACGGUAUAUUUUUAUUAAAUCAAACAUAUUUCUCUCUGUUAUCAUCUUAGUUAAUGAUACAUUAGGGGAUAAAAUACCUUGUUUUAUGCGUGAUUUCAAUGCAAAUUGUAAACUUUUUUUCCCCAAUGGAAAUAAUUCCUUUCUUCAGGGUUUUCCUUAGCAUGCCUUUCUAUUUUGAGCACAACUCUGAGACUCAGUUCUCUUGUUUUGCAACAGGCAGUAAAUGGUGGAAGCCAUUUAUCUUUUUUUACAUACAGUGGAGAUGGUGUUUACAUUCAGAGACAGAAGGUUCACUGUCAAAAGGACAAGAAGGAUAUCACUGUGGUGUCAGAAAAUGCCUGACUGUGUCACGGCAUUUUCAAUCAGUCUAUAUAGAUCUGGACCUGUUAGUUGGUCUGUGUUUUGUUUGUAGGUCACACCAGUUUAUCGCUGUUGUUGAGCAAAAAUCAUGUAUCUACUGUACAGGAUGAAGUGGUUCAGGGAUGAAAAAUAGAAUGCAGUUUUCCCAUUGGUGUCCAUGUGUUUUUGAAAUUAUACAGUUUGUUUUCAAGAGGUUUCAAAGGCCCAAGGGUCACGGAAUACACAAGAAAAACUACCAUGUAACUUUCCAAUUCACUUGCGUAAAAGAAAACAUCUUAACUGCAGUGAUGUGAUUUUUUUCCUGCAACAGCAGCGCUCACGGUGUGUCGGUUUUUCUUCAUACAGUAUUUUGCUACCAGAUGGGUUGAACUGCAUGGCUUUGUUUUUCUUUUUAUUGAAAUGAUAAUUCUAUUUUAUUGUCAUACUAGCUAAUAGCCUUAAUACUUCAUAAAAAAAAACCUGUAUGGAUAUACUGUGUACCUGUUAUGGCCAUCUUUUUAAGCUUUUGGUCAAAUUCUAGGUUCAGUGCCAGCUCGCCAUGGUAACAUUGUAUUCUCUUAUUUUAUCAAAAAUAUUAUUUUAAGUCCAGAAAUGUUUGAUUCGACAGGUUUCAUUUGAUCUGUAUUCAAACAAAGCAAAACAGAAUUCAAUCUCUUAGCAAAUGUUUUGUGUGUAGGCCUGUGUAUUAUCUAUUCAUAAAAUGUAGUUUAGUGUUUGAUGCGGUUUGAAACACCUUAGCGGAAAAAAAAAAUGGACCUGACUGGUUUAGGCCA
Messenger RNA from Myripristis murdjan (pinecone soldierfish), 5612 nucleotides. RefSeq names its product serine/threonine-protein kinase 10-like. Gene Ontology annotation, biological process: protein phosphorylation. NCBI's taxonomy places the organism in Eukaryota, Metazoa, Chordata, Actinopteri, Holocentriformes, Holocentridae. The record is from RefSeq and is a predicted model, not a curated record. Gene Ontology annotation, molecular function: ATP binding; protein binding; protein serine/threonine kinase activity. Bases 627 to 3680 code for a protein of 1017 amino acids. The transcript has 18 exons.